Messenger RNA from Xenia sp. Carnegie-2017, 1880 nucleotides. Its product is annotated as SPRY domain-containing SOCS box protein 4-like. Gene Ontology annotation, biological process: intracellular signal transduction; proteasome-mediated ubiquitin-dependent protein catabolic process. The record is from RefSeq and is a predicted model, not a curated record. Gene Ontology annotation, molecular function: protein binding. Bases 224 to 1081 code for a protein of 285 amino acids. The transcript is spliced from 3 exons. Lineage: Eukaryota; Metazoa; Cnidaria; Anthozoa; Malacalcyonacea; Xeniidae. Gene Ontology annotation, cellular component: SCF ubiquitin ligase complex.
GAAACGGAAAAUUAGUCAUUGCAAAGAUCAUUGUGCGUCGGUUGGAUUUGUAGCUGAUUCACGAAAGAAAAAAGGAUCGCUUAUCAACAAAACGCUCUCCCACGAAUAAAUGUAUAUUUAGUAAAUGCUUAAGACAUAAGAAGGCGGCGUCUAGCUUCGCUAUUUUUUCAACACGUUGGCUUGCUUAAACGAAAGACGAACGGCGCGUUACCUGCCAUAUAGAAUGGGCGCUAGAAUAUCAACAAAACGAUCUAAUAUGGAGUUGAAUGAGGGCAGUCGCUUGCAACGAUACAAAAACAUUAGCAUUAUCACGGUAUCAUCGAAGGCAAGUACGACGGCUGUCAAAACUAGACCAGAAAAAUUGGAUAUAAUCCUAGAUCGACCGAAACUCACGGAAGAAAUAAUCCGAACACACGCUUGGAAUCCGGAGGACAAGUCGUCCAAUAUUUUUAUAAAAGAAGAGAAUCCUUAUGUACUACAUCGACACCCGGUUGCGCAAAGCACGGACUGUGUUCGUGGUAAGUUUGGUUACAAACGAGGCUUUCACGUCUGGGAAAUUCGUUGGCCAACAAGACAACGCGGCACGCAUGCCGUCAUUGGUGUAGCCACGUCGAAAGCGCCACUUCAAUGUACUGGUUAUCAAACUUUGGUUGGUAACAAUCCCGAGAGUUGGGGCUGGGAUAUAGGACGUAAUAAACUGUAUCACGAUGAGAAAAAUAUUUCAAAGAUAAACUAUCCGGACGCAAAUGAUAAUUUCACAACACCAGAGUGUAUACGAGUUAUUUUAGAUAUGGAAGAAGGAACUUUAUCAUUCGAGGCAAACGAACAGUAUUACGGGGUGGCAUUUCGGGGUUUAAAAGGAAAGACUGUCUAUCCUAUCGUGUCGGCAGUGUGGGGACAUUGUGAGGUGGACAUGCGAUACAUUGGCGGUCUAGAUCCCGAGCCCCAGCCUCUCAUGGAAUUAUGCCGUAGGAGCAUACGAAAAUCAAUGGGAAAACAAAGGCUGAUCAAAGUUCAAGAUAAUGUGGAGAAAUUACCAUUGCCUGGCUGCUUGAAAAGAUAUGUCCAGUAUCAAUGGUGAAUUAGUUGGAACGACAACAGGAAUCUGUUUGAGAUUUUCUCGCCUCGAACAGAUCGCAGAAGUUAUUAAGAGAAUGCUGCCACGUCAUGUAAAAUCCAAUGUAGAUAUUUAGAAAGAUCUUAACAAUGGUAUAUCGGAGCUUUCCCCGUCACACACACUGCUCAUAACGUCCAGUUCUGCCUUGUAUUUAAUACCUUAACCAAAUAACACUGCCAAGCAGGUUAAUAAUUUAUAUAUAUUUAUAUGUUCAAAUACUCGAAACCAACAAUUAAAGACUGCGUAAUUUGGUAGAAGUUUAAGACAAGAGUCAAACCUUUUUAGCUAAGAAAUUAUUUCCAUAAUUUCGUGAAAGCACAAUAGUCAUAUAAGACAUUUAAAGUAUGCCGAAACAUGUUUGCUUUACAAAAAUUCGUCGUUUAUUUAAAAUGUCUUAAGAAAUGAUCGUACAUUGAAAUAUUGUGGACUCACAAUAUUAUUGGUAGUAAAUCCAGCGUUAUGGAAUAAAAAGAAAUAGUAUAGUGAUAUCACAUCAACCAUAACACAAAUGUAUUUAUUUAUUGCAAAGACAUCUGGGCCAUUUUCAAAAGAGUAGCUACUGUCCUAAUAUAAAAUAUAUAAUGAAAGCUUAGCGACAGAUAUUAAAUUAUUUCAUACAUUUUGUAAAAAGACGAUGUUCUGUGUUUCGCACAGAAUUGAUAUUUUGAGCGAGUACACAUAAUCUAUAUUUAACAUACAAAUGUACAUUAUUUAACAUCAAAAUUAUAUAAAAUCAUUUUGACAUUAAAAUCUCUUCACCAUA